AAACAUCUCAGUUUGGGUUUUUUCUUUGAAGGUUUUAAGACAUACGGGUGUGAACAGCUCUCAUAGCAAGCGUCAACGGAAAGUUUAGUUUGUGGUUAUUCUGUCUCACCAAUUGGGUCCAUUCGACCACUAUCAGUGUAUCAUGACGCCACCAUCACCCCAACAACUACAAGACCUAGAACACACUUUGCUGAUGUAAUCAUUGUAUUGUUUAAACCAUUUCAAGGUAGGAUAGUGGUAUGUGGGAUCUGUGCACAGACAUUUAAAUUCAUGUUGAUUGCAGGUGAUUAUGUUGGUGUUGUUGUUGUUUACAGCUAACCAAUCGCUGCACGUAUGUCCUUUAAUGGUGCUGUGGAUGGGCACAUCGUAACGGAAACAUGCGUCAAAGACCUGCUUCUCUGUCAGUCAGCGUCAGACCUGGAGAUGGACAGGCUGUGUCUGUGUGUCGCUCUGACUGCACUCUUCUGUGCUGCUUCCUGUGGAGAGACAGGGGUCUCUGGAGCCGAGGUGGAGCAGAGAGUCAGACCAGGAGACAACGUUACUCUCCACUGUGACUGCAGAGUAUCAUCUGGGGUGUACGUAGUGUGGUACAGGAACUGCUCUCAUAGGAACCAGCCUCCUCUGGUCAUGUCCACAUAUAAUAACAAAAAUAACAUGAUCCUUCAAUAUGACCAAGUUCUUAACCCCUUUCCUGGUUUUACUCUGGUGUGGAACAAGUCCAACAACACCUAUGAUCUCCUGAUUGAGAACGUGACUGAGUCUGACCUGGGACUCUACUAUUGUGGGACUGUGGCGUUGAAGGUGGUGGAAACACCACCAGACAAGAUAAAAGAGGAGAAGCUCUAUCUUUAUGGAGAUAUAACCAUCAGUCUUUCAUUUGCGGAGCCCCCAGACCCUGUCUGCCCGGUGUGUCCAGACCCUGAUGGGGACUGUGGUCUGAGCUGGGUCCUGGUGCUGCUGUCCAGAGCUCUGACUGCCCUCCUCCUCCCAUGUGCCUACUGGGUCGGAUACAUGCAAGGUGGUUCACAGCACACCUGCACACCCACCUGCUUGAUGGUUAACCCCUGGAUAGAUGUCACACUGUCAGAUUACUGUGUGGCUAACUGAUUGGUGGAGUGAAUCUCUGAAUAGAAACCUGUUACUUUGUACAGAGACCUCGUUAUCUACAUGAACUGUUUACAAAAAAUAAUCUUGUUUGAUUUUGUACUCCAACUCUUCCCUGUCGUCAUAGCAGGAUGUUGUAUGUGGUGAUA
This is a messenger RNA of Hypomesus transpacificus, 1253 nucleotides long. RefSeq lists its product as uncharacterized. The record is from RefSeq and is a predicted model, not a curated record. NCBI's taxonomy places the organism in Eukaryota, Metazoa, Chordata, Actinopteri, Osmeriformes, Osmeridae. Gene Ontology annotation, biological process: response to bacterium. The transcript has 4 exons. The coding region runs from base 334 to 1107 and encodes 257 amino acids.